GAGUCACGAUCCCUUCCCUUCUCUAUUGGGUUUCAAAUUUUUUUUUUUUUUUUAUAUUUCUGUUUUUCUCCAUCUUUGUGACUCCAAACUCUGGUAUUAAUGGAGUCCUUGGCAAUUAAUCGUCUGGGUUUUUUCAAAUUACCCAUAACUUUAAACCAACGGGAUUCCGCGUUUAGACCUGUAAGACAAGUGGGUUUCGGUUCUUGUUGGAGAAGACGCAUUGGAAAUAGGUGUUUGAGGGUUGUCAAGGCGGUUGAAGAUGGCAAUGGUGGGAACAAAGAUGGGGCUGUGGAAGAUGAGAAGGAAGAUAAGGAGGAAGUGGAGGAGGUGGGUCUUUUUCUGGGCAUGGAGAGGGAUGAAUCUGGUUCUAUUAUUGGUUUUAAUCUCAGUCCUCAUUAUGGUCGUACUGAAGUCAUUGACUCUGAUGAAGAUGCAGUUACUGAUGUGCAAGAGAAACAAGAGGAAAUCGAAGAAGAUGUUUCCGAAACCAAAGUAACCUACAAUGUUGUUUUUGUUACUGCUGAAGCAGCACCUUAUUCAAAGACGGGUGGAUUAGGAGAUGUUUGUGGUUCUUUGCCCAUUGCACUAGCUGCUCGUGGCCACAGAGUCAUGGUUAUCUCUCCUCGUUACCUAAAUGGUACUGAUUCAGACAAAAGCUUUGCUAGUGCUUUAGAUCUGAAUCAGCGGAUCAAGAUAUUUUGUUUUGGAGGGGCACAAGAGGUUUCAUUCUUCCAUGAGUAUAGAGAUGGAGUUGAUUGGGUAUUCAUAGACCAUCCUUCAUACCACAGACCUGGAAAUCCUUAUGGUGAUAAUCUUGGUGCUUUUGGUGAUAAUCAGUUUCGGUUCACCUUACUUUGCCAUGCAGCAUGUGAAGCUCCAUUGGUGCUUCCACUGGGAGGGUAUACCUAUGGAGAGAAAUGUCUCUUCCUUGUCAAUGAUUGGCAUGCUGGUCUAGUGCCAGUGCUUUUGGCAUCCAAAUAUCGUCCAUUUGGAGUUUAUAGAGAAGCUCGAAGCAUUCUUGUAAUUCAUAAUCUUGCUCAUCAGGGAGUGGAACCUGCAGCAAGUUACAAGAAUUUGGGAUUGCCUCAGGAGUGGUAUGGGGCACUUGAAUGGGUGUUCCCUACAUGGGCAAGGACACAUGCACUUGACACAGGCGAAGCUGUCAAUGUUUUGAAGGGUGCAGUUGUUACAGCAGACCGGAUACUGACAGUUAGUGAGGCCUAUUCAUGGGAAGUAACAACCAUUGAAGGUGGAUAUGGUUUACAUGAUCUAUUAAGAAGUCGAAAGAGUGUACUGAAUGGGAUUACAAAUGGCAUUGAUGUUGCUGAAUGGGACCCAUCCUCAGAUGAGCAUAUUGCUUCUCAUUACUCUGCUGAUGAUCUCUCUGGAAAGGUUCAGUGCAAGAUUUCUCUACAAAAGGAACUAGGUCUCCCUGUUAGGCCUGAAGUUCCCUUGAUUGGGUUUAUUGGAAGACUGGACUACCAGAAAGGUAUUGACCUGAUACGUUUGGCAACUCCAGAGCUUCUGCAAGAUGAUGUACAAUUCGUAAUGCUUGGCUCAGGGGACCCACAGUAUGAGGACUGGAUGAGAAUGGCAGAAUCAAAUUACAGAGACAAAUUUCGGGGUUGGGUUGGAUUUAAUGUUCCUAUUUCUCAUAGAAUCACUUCAGGGUAUUUGAAAUCUCCCAUAUUGUGCUGUGACAUAUUAUUGAUGCCCUCAAGAUUUGAGCCCUGUGGAUUAAAUCAAUUGUAUGCAAUGAGAUAUGGAACCGUACCAGUAGUUCAUGCCACAGGAGGACUACGAGACACGGUGGAGAAUUUCAAUCCUUAUGCUGGAGAAGGCAGUGGUGAAGGUACAGGAUGGUUAUUUUCUCCACUUACAACAGAAAGCAUGCUGGGGGCGUUAAGGACAGCAAUGCAGACCUACAGAGAACAUAAAGAAUCUUGGGAGGGAUUGAUGAGAAGAGGAAUGAAGAGGGACUUCACAUGGGAAAGUGCUGCCAAACAAUACGAGCAGGUCUUCGAAUGGGCCUUCAUCGAUCCCCCAUACUGUUAGCUGAAGCUGAGGAUGAAACUCUGAAAGAGAAGACAGUAGGAAAUUGGUAAAAUGGAGCAUUUUUCUUUCUAUUAUUAUAAUCAAAUCUUCAUUUUUUUAUAUAGGAGAAGUUCAUGCUCAAUAUUGCGGGAACUGGAUUCUUCUUGAACACCAUACUAGGCUGAGCUUAGAACUGUCAUUAUACAUUUUGUAAUUGUGCUGCUUUCAUUCUUUUCAGCUAGCUAUAGUAAAAAUAAAUUACCAUGGAAGACCCUGCGUUGUUGUCAUUCCCACAAUGUAGGGUUAAUAAUAGCUUGAAUUCAGUCUUGAUGAUGAACUGGAAUUGGAAAAUAGUUAAUCAGUGUAUGUUUUCAUAUGAUUUUGUUGAGGUGAGCCCUUAUUUAUUUAUUU
Molecule: messenger RNA, 2445 nt
Organism: Rubroshorea leprosula
Lineage: Eukaryota; Viridiplantae; Streptophyta; Magnoliopsida; Malvales; Dipterocarpaceae
Source: the annotation of a GenBank genome assembly